UCUGUACUCUACUCUCCUCUCUCUCUCUCUCUCUCUCUCUCUCCGUCUCCUAUUCACCGCAAGCUAGCAAGUUAGCAGCCCCAUCGACCAUCGCAGAAGUCUUCCACCACCAAUCACCAUCCACAACCCAAACAGCCAGCCGUUCAGCCGCGCCGUUGGAGAGAGAGACCACGAGAGUGAGAAAGACGAUCGAGAGAGUGAGAUAGAGAAGAGAGACCGAGAGAGAGAGGAUCCCGGUGGGUUGGUCGACGCAGUGGACGACGGUGAAACACCAGCUCCGGCAGCUUUAAUGCUCAAGGUCUUCUUGAUUGAAUGGGAAUGGAGCAAGGCGAAUUGAAUUCCGAAUUAGAGGAGAAAAUUUACCUGAUUUAUAAGGAUUUUUUGUUGAGGGUUACGAAGUUUGAGGAAUUGGUGGCUGUAGGAGCCAGGUUACUUGCUGGCUUUCAGCAAGGGCUGGAGUAUCUUCGGCGGUGUCCAAUAGACAGAACAUCUGCGUUGGUUAAGAACAUCAUUGAAGCUAAUGAAACAAAGAGACUUAAAUCAUAUUUUGAUGCUGGAUGUAUCAAUGCACAUGAUGGUGUGCAAAAUGUAAGCAAGUUGCAAACAUGCGUACUUGGACUUCAUGACCACUUGAGUAAAGCAAAAAACAUACUUAGUGAAGCUGAAUCCCUCCUGGAGGAUGUAACUGGUGCAAUGCAAAAUGUCAAUGGUACUUUAUCACCCAUUAAUGAUGAAUAUUUUGGUGAUGGGUUGAAUGAACAAGCAAUUUCUAAUACCAAGAAGGAAGUGGCAUCAUCUCAACUUCAAAGACCUGAGGUAGCUGAUUGUGCUGUCCUGAUGGCGUUUGUGUACAGUAUGCUUAAAAAAGACUAUGAGAUGCAGGAAAAAAUUGUUUCUGCUCUAAAUUUCAAGGCAUCACCAGGAGAAUUGGAGGGCUACUGCCAAAUGUGGUCUUUACGUCCUUUUGUGAAUGAUGAAACUAUGCAUCAAGCUUGGAAACUCAUUCCUUGACCAUCACUGACUUGUGAGUGCCAAUUUUUUUCUUUAUUGACAGAUUUGUUAUCUGACAUCUCAAUUCAUUUCACAAAAUUGUGGGGGUUUUUUUCCCCUUUGAGCAGAAGCCAUAUUUCCGAUUUCAUGAAA
Corylus avellana is the source of this 1143-nucleotide messenger RNA. RefSeq names its product FAD-binding protein. The record is from RefSeq and is a predicted model, not a curated record. Lineage: Eukaryota; Viridiplantae; Streptophyta; Magnoliopsida; Fagales; Betulaceae.